Molecule: messenger RNA, 891 nt
Organism: Camarhynchus parvulus
Lineage: Eukaryota; Metazoa; Chordata; Aves; Passeriformes; Thraupidae
Gene: ABT1
Product: activator of basal transcription 1
Exons: 3
Coding region: 58-759 (233 amino acids)
Biological process (GO): endonucleolytic cleavage in 5'-ETS of tricistronic rRNA transcript (SSU-rRNA, 5.8S rRNA, LSU-rRNA); endonucleolytic cleavage to generate mature 5'-end of SSU-rRNA from (SSU-rRNA, 5.8S rRNA, LSU-rRNA); endonucleolytic cleavage in ITS1 to separate SSU-rRNA from 5.8S rRNA and LSU-rRNA from tricistronic rRNA transcript (SSU-rRNA, 5.8S rRNA, LSU-rRNA)
Cellular component (GO): nucleolus
Molecular function (GO): RNA binding
Source: RefSeq, a predicted model, not a curated record
AAAGGAGGAGGAAGAAGAGGAGAAGAAGAGGAAGAAAAGGAGGAGGAAGAGGAAGAAAUGGAGGGGGAAGAAGAGGAAGGAAAGGAGGAAGAGGAAGGAAAGGAGGAGGAAGAGGAGGGUCCCGAGGGCUCCCCCGCUGCCGAAGCCCCCUCGGACCCCCCCCCGAAGCCGGUGGUACCGGGGGUCCUUUAUUUGUCCUUCCUCCCCCCGGGCUUCGGGCCCCGCCAGGCCCGGGCGCUGCUGCGGCCGCACGGGGAGCUGGGCCGGGUCUUCCUGCAGCCCCACGGAGGCUCCGUGCGGCGGCGGCGGCAGCGCCCGGGGGGACCCCCGGCCGUGGCGUUCGCCGAGGGCUGGGUGGAAUUCCGGGACAAGCGAGCGGCCAAACGCGCGGCCAAAAUCCUGCACGGGGCCCCCAUGGCCCCCCGGCCCCGCAGCCCCUUCCGCCAUCACUACUGGAGCAUCAAGUACCUGCCCGGGUUCCGGUGGCCUCACCUGAGCGAGCGGCUCAGCUAUGAGCGCCAGGUGCGGGCGCAGCGCCUGCGGGCCGAGGUGGCCCAGGCCAAGCGGGAGGGGGGGUUCUACGCCCGCCGCGCCUCCAAGGACCCCCCCAAAACCUCCGGAGACCCCGCAGCCCCUCCCCGGACCUGGGGCUUCACCCAGAGACCGACCGAGGAGGAGAUUUGGAGGCGCAAAGCUCGGCCCCCCCCGGCCGCGCCCCCCCAGAGCCUGCUGGAGAAGGUGUUUGGGACAGGCAGGUGAGACCCUCCCUCAAAUCUGGGGGGGCUCCAGGUGUGUGGAACGCCAGGGCUCUCUCUGGACACCGAUUCCUGUCUCAAGGACCACCAGAUGUUUUAUUUUUCUCCUUAAAGCUUUUAUUACUUUUAACAAAAA